UGGGAAAGAGAGAAGUUCUCCUCCAGACGCGCUCAUUCUCCUCUGUCCCAGAUCAGGACCAGGCGAGUUUUUUCGGACGGCUCCGCGGAGGAGGAUUUCUGACACAGCGGGGAUAUGAACGCACCGCGGCUGGAGGACGCGCGGCAGGCUUUCGCGGGAACGCUUGCGUAGAGGAGCCCGAUUUUUUGGUUUUUAUCCCGGACUGAUCCCGAGCAUGUUCUAGGCGCGUUUGAGGCUCCGAUCGCGGAGAUCUGCGAGGUCCGUGGAGAGACUGAGCGGCUCUCGCCCCGGUUCAGCAGCGCCGGUUCGGCGGGACGCGCUGGAGCCUGUGCGCUCAGAGAGAGAGGAGUGCGUAAAAAUAACAUUGGCUAAGACGCGCUCCAUUCCGCGGGCGCGCUGACAUUUCAAACGCCAGUUUGGGUGUUUGACAGAAUCCGAGCAGGCUGCCAUCCCAUCCUAUCCCGUUGCCAUGGUGACCCGCCGAAAAGUCCGAUGAGGAUACGGUUUUGCAGCGCACUUGGCACGCCUCACCUGAGCGAGUAUCCCUGAAAAACAGGCAGCCCAUGUCCCAUGUCAUUCCGGGCCACGCGGCCGUCUAUUAAAAGAUCUCGCUAUUUAUGCGCGGGUGUGUGAGGGCGCAGUGAGGGCCAACUCCACUCCGCAGACAGACAGAAGACGAGUCAUGGGCAGCAUCGCCCGCGCGUUGCCGCCGCCGCUGUUGCUGCUCCUGCUCCUGUGCGCGCAAGGCGCCGCGGCCCAGCACUUUCUGCGCCUGAGGCCCUCGCCCAGCGAGCAUCUGCCGGUCCCCGACCUCAAAGAGAUCCCCGAUCCGGAGCAGGACCCGCACGAGCAGGACCUCUCGGAGAAGACGCUGCGCAAGAAGAUAGGCAGCAACUUCGACCCCAGCUUCAUGUCCAUCCACCUGCCCACGCAGCUGAAUGCCAGCGCGCCGCCGGAGCUGCCGCGCCUGCCCAUGCCCGCCGACCUUAAGAAGCUCAACCUGACGGAGACGCCCUACGGCAGGCGCGUCAAGGUGGGGAAGAAGGCGCGGCGGAAGUUCCUGCAGUGGCUGUGGAUGUACACGCACUGUCCGGUGCUGUACACCUGGAAGGACCUGGGCGCGCGCUUCUGGCCGCGCUACAUCAAGGAGGGCAACUGCUUCAGCGAGCGCUCCUGCUCCUUCCCGGAGGGCAUGUCCUGCAAGCCGGUCAAGUCGGUGACCAAGACCCUCCUGCGGUGGUACUGCCAGGGCUUCCUGCGGCAGAAGUUCUGCACGUGGAUAUUGGUGCAGUACCCCAUCAUCUCCGAGUGCAAGUGCUCCUGCUGAGCAGAGAGAGAGAGAGAGAGAGAGAGAGAGAGAGAGAGAGAGAGAGAGAGAGAGAGAGGGAAUGAUUGCACUGUUUACCCACGGAUAGAGACGUGUGGCGCCACAUAGCGAAUCUAUUUUUUUAUACAUAUAUAUAUAUAGCUUUUUAAUUCAAAAUAUAUGACGGCAUAUGUACAUAUUUAAGUGAGAAGACGAAGAAGAAGAAGAAGAAGAAGAAUGCAGCUAUUUUUUUUGUUUUGUUUUGUUAAAGGAUCAGGACCAUAUUCUCACGAGGAGCACUUCGGCUCGUGGUUAUUUUUAUGAAAUUAUUGCCGAGACGCAAGAGAGAAGUUCACUUUCCUCAUUCGAACUCUAUUUAUAGAGACUGAAGAACACUAUGCCUAGAGGUUUUGUACAAAUAUUAAUAUCAAUAAUGAUGAUGAUGAUGAUGAUGAUGAUGAUUUUUAAAGAAAAGGGCUGGGCUGAAAGUUAUACACGUGAACUCAGCUUUUUUUUUCUCUUUUGGAAAUCAUAUAGUAUUUUAGUAAAAAAAAAAUGUGUACGUUUUAUUUAUUGUUUUAACGGUUGUGAGUAUAGAUAAAGAGAAGAGAAUAGAAUAUACCAGAAAUUCUACUUGAAAAAGUUCUAAAAAUGAAUUUAAGAGAAUAUUAAUAUUAAUAAUAAUAAUGAUAAACAUGUCCGUGUAAAUGCAAUGGUUUUAGCAAUAAAAUCUGUUCAACUUGGACUCAAGGAUCCGA
Messenger RNA from Puntigrus tetrazona (Sumatra barb), 2064 nucleotides. It is a transcript of the gene nog2, whose product is annotated as noggin 2. NCBI's taxonomy places the organism in Eukaryota, Metazoa, Chordata, Actinopteri, Cypriniformes, Cyprinidae. The transcript has a single exon. The record is from RefSeq and is a predicted model, not a curated record. Bases 683 to 1327 code for a protein of 214 amino acids. Gene Ontology annotation, biological process: negative regulation of cell differentiation; negative regulation of BMP signaling pathway; dorsal/ventral pattern formation.